Molecule: messenger RNA, 704 nt
Organism: Actinia tenebrosa (Australian red waratah sea anemone)
Lineage: Eukaryota; Metazoa; Cnidaria; Anthozoa; Actiniaria; Actiniidae
Source: RefSeq, a predicted model, not a curated record
UAGUAGUUAAUUUGGGUUUAUAAAAUAAUACUGAAUUUCGUGAUCGUCAUAUCAGAUCAGCUCCUACAGCUUAAUGAUAACGACAUGUUUUCGUGCCGUGCUCUUUGUCUUGCUUUGAUUUUGUCCUCUGUUGUCCUUUUACUGGAGGGUAUCCAAAACUCCUGCAUCAGUGAUUGGAUUAAGAUGAAUCAUCACGACAUUUGUUUCCAAGGCAGCGGUGACCGCUUCGGUUCUUUCCAUAACUACGUAAGAUCUGGUUUGGUAGCAGCGAUCAAACUAGAGCACUUGUCUGGCCACAUCGCAUGCGCUACCGGUCAAGCCUACAAUAGUUACUGGGGAUGUACAAACCAUAGCGAUUUAGUCGCAAACCCUUUUAAUGCCGUAGUGACCGAUCAACACAACCAAGUUAUCUUUCCAAAGAAAAACCAGAUCUUGGAUAUGUUCCUUCUAUCUGGUAUCGAGUUCCCUUCGCUGACACAACCUCUUCCAAAGAAAUCGUCCUCACCGACUUUGCCCAGCCCUUCUACUUCCCCAAGUACAAGCAGAUGAGGAUUUGGUACGGAGAGGAUCUGACGGGCGUCACUGAACAUAAUAACCAUGGUCGUGUGUGUGUGAAUGUGUAUGCUAAGUUCAUGUUAUAAGUAAGGACCUCAUGAAAGACCCCCUAGCCAUUGGCUAUACUAGUACGAUAACGAUAAUGCUAA